GGGCGGGUCCCCCCGGCGCUGUAACGGUCGUGGCGCGCGGGGCAGCGCGAGCGCCGCGGCGGAGGCAGCUCACUGAAUAGACAAAAUGGCUGCUCUUGAGAAACAUCCAGACCUGAGGCUCCAGCAGAACAAUCCAUCGGAUUCCAGCACUGGUCAGAAGAGUCAUUUCUUGGAGACUGACUGGAAAACACCUAUGCUGUCUGUGAAGUUCCAGAGCCGUGUCAGUCGCUGCUCAAGCAUGGCUGACAGCAGGGAUGGGGGCAUUGGGACCUCCUGCUCAAACAGCACAGAAGACUUCUGCAGUUCCAGUGACAGUUCCUCAUUCCAGCCCAUCAAAACCCAAGUGACCAUCCCAACAGCUCAUGUUAUGCCUUCUACGCUGGGUGCCUCACCCUCCAAGCUGUGCUCUGUGGGAGACCAGAGCUGUUCGCAGAGUCCUUCAAAAACUGCUAUGCCAGGAUCUGCUUCUGAACACGCAGGGCUCAUGAGAAAUGGAGACUUUAAUGCUGGGAAGUCGUCUCAGGUGCCACCCAGGGAUCUCUUGCGUCUCUAUGGGGCUUCAGGGGAAAACGGUUUUGAGCAAUCCUGGCAUCCUGUUUCUGAUCACAUGAGAACAGAAGAUACUUGGAAGUUUGACACCCCUGCCAUUGAGCGCACCCUUAACCAGUCUCUCUUUCUGGAUAGUUUGUGCACUGACCCUCUCCACAGGUUCCAGAAGUUCAAUCCAAACUCUGGGGCAGCUGAGGCAGGAAAGGACCAUUAUAAGGUGCUGCCAGAGAGUAAGCAAGCGGCAGGGGCUAACGGAGCCUGUGAGCCCCAGGAUGGAGCGUGGCCGAGCGGGAGCAGACAGAUGCCAACGGGACUCCAGGCCAACAAUUUUUUUUCAAAACCUGUAACUCCUUCAUCUCGAGCAUGGAUGCAAGAAGCCUGCACGCUACAUCCGCACGAGAGGGUCUGCGAACUCAGUGCUUGGAAACAACAGCUGGAGAAAGUGCAAUUGCAAAUAGAGCAAAUGCAGUUACAAAAUGGAGGUGCCUGCCACCAUCCCUCGAUGUAUUCUCCUUCACUGCCUACACCUGAUCCAGCACAAUGGAUCAAUAUUCUGAACUCCAAUGAAAACCUACUCAAGGAGAAAGAGCUUCUCAUUGACAGACAAAGACAACACAUAUCCCAGUUGGAGCAGAAGGUCCGUGAAAGUGAACUGCAGGUUCACAGUGCCCUGCUUGGCUGUCCAGCACCCUACGGAGAUGUCUACAUGUUGAGACUGCAGGAGCUGCAGCGGGAGAACACAUUUCUUCGAGCACAGUUCACAGAGAAGACUGAAUCCCUCAGUAAGGAAAAGAUUGAACUGGAGAGAAAACUGGCUGCUGCAGAGGUGGAUGGAAAGCUGAUCCGGGAGUCACUGAAGGAAACAAUGCAGAAACACGCAGAGGAGUUAAAGAAACAGGAAGAAAGGGUAAAGGGAAGAGACAAACACAUUAAUAAUCUUAAAAAGAAAUGCCAGAAGGAAUCUGAACAAAACAGGGAGAAACAACAGAGAAUUGAGACCCUGGAACGAUACCUGGCUGAUUUACCAACCCUUGAGGACCACCAGAAACAGAGUCAGAAGCUGAAGGAAUUUGAAAUGAAGAGUACUGCUAUGCAGGAAACAGUGCUGGCACUGGAAACAGAGCUUGGAGGUGUCCGGGCUGCUUUCAGGGAGCAAGAGAUGCAGCUAGAAACCCAAAAACACAAGGAAAUGGAGCUUCUUUCCAAUAUACGCAGCUUGCAGGACAAGAUGCAGCAGUGUGUAAAGAAUGCAGAGAGAGGACCCCCUGCCCAGGAUGGGGAGAGACAGAAAAUAGAAAAUGACUCUCUGAAGAAAGAAUGCGACUGCCUCAGGAAGAUUGUGGACAAAAAGCAGAAGAAGAUGGAGCAGUUGUCCUUGCAAGUAAAGAACCUGGAAGAACAGGUAGCCCAGGAAGAGGGGACAAGCCAAGCUCUGAAAGAGGAGGCAAUGAGAAGAGAAAAUGCACUGCAGCAGCUCCGGACAGCUGUGAAAGAGCUUUCAUCGCAGAACCAGGAUCUCAUUGAGAAGAACUUGACCCUUCAGGAACGACUCCGGCAGGCAGAGCUAACAACCCAGCCACUGGCUGCUGAGACAGCCCGCCUCGCCCAGGAGUUGCACAGCGAGCUGUCCAGUUGUCUGCAGGAUUUGCAGUCUGUCUAUAGCAUUGUCACUCAGAGGGCUCAGGGCAAGGAUCCCAACCUCUCUCUGCUCCUGGGCAUUCGCUCUGUGCAGUACUCUGCUAAGGAGAAGGACGACUUGCUGAGCCCUGAUGGACUUGCAAAGAAACUGGUGGAGGUAAAACAGCUUCACAAAGAGGUGGAGGACUUGAGGACGGCAAUAUCUGACAGAUAUGCUCAGGACAUGGGAGACAACUGCAUCACCCAGUAGAGAAUGCUCCCCAAAAUCCUGUGUGACUAGUAAGACCAGAGGAUUAUCAGUGUUCAGGGGAUAUCUGUGGACUCCAUAGGCAAGCAGGUGUGCCAGUUAUACUACUGCUAAUUACGUCAAGGUGCUACAGGCUCCUCAAAUGCUGUGUGCACAGUGCUGACUUGGAUGCUUGCGUAGCCAGUCAUGGAGCAGGACCUGCUUUCCUCAGGUAAAUGCAACUGGAGUCUUCCAGUAGCCAGCAGGAGUUGGGGAAUAAAGCAACACUAAAAGACGACUCUGAAAACGCUCCCUCUGGGCACUGUUACCCCAGAAGCCUUAAGCCUUUUGUCCCCCCCCAAAACAGCACUCUGAGUGUGGGUAUGAUUCAGACUGCAGAGGAAGUGGAUUGAUGCUGGAGUGCCUUAAUGUGCUAGAGAAACGUCCUGUCCCCACAUUGCUUUGUGCCUAAUGCAUCUGCUGGCAGGGUGAGGAACUGCUGUUCCUUGUGGCAGCCUUUAGAGCCAUCACAAACAAUCCUGGGGAGCCUGGAAUGUCGGGAGCCCCUGCCAGAGCCGCAAAGAGCCUCUGAGCCCUCGGGGGACCCUGCUGCAGGCCAGUGGGGAGACACACCUCUGCUUGGUUCUCUGCUUGCUGCUUGAUAGGGUGAGCGCCAUUCUGCUCCUAACAUGGCAGGAUGGUACAGCCGGAUCCGAGAGCUCUUCCUGAUGCCUGCAAGGCAGUGGCCACUCAGGCUGUGUUGUAGCCCGAGUACUCUGCGAGCUCCCUGCUCUGCUAAAUAAUGAGAUUUCUAAAUAAAUCAGCAUGGGGUGUGGUUCGCUUUGUCACAGCCCUCCUUAACCUUAGCAGCAGCUUUACAGUAUUGAGUGCUUGCUCAUAACAACGCUGUGGUGCUGAGGGUAGAACUUUGCUUUUCAGCUUAAGAGCAAGAUAAGAAGCCAUUAUAUAAUGGGAGGGGAAAUACUGCUGAGACUUCUGUCGGUUUGGUUGCUCUUGUUUCGCGUUGGGGCUGUGAGCCCUAAAUUUGGGAGAAAUGCUUUUGUUAUUCCUUUUCGUGUUAAAUUUUAAAGACCAAAUCUGUUUUGUUCUUAGCAUUUGGCCACCACAGGUGAUGGUGGCAACAAAUCGGUUGGUUUUCUGUCCCAAGCUACCCCCUGCACGGCACAGGGAGAGAGCGCAGUGGCGUCUGCCCUGUUCUUUCUGCAUCUGGUGUAUUAAGUUUCUGGUUGUUUCUGUUCCCAGGCUGCUGGUGCUAUGUACUGAGCUAAAUGUGGGCCAAGGCUGUUUGUUGAAGUCAUUUGUCCUGGCUGCUGGGAGCUCUGUAGGCACUGGGGUGCAGAGCAGCACCAUCUGUGAAAGUUGCCCCUUCCCACAGGUUAGCAGGGUGCUGUUGAGCACCGUCCCCUUUCCCUGCCUUGUCCUGGGUUACCAGGUGCUGUGUGGGGACACGUCUGCCCUCUGCCCCUGCAGAGCUGGCUGUGCAAAUGGGAUCACGGCUGAAACCCCAUCUUGGCCGAUGCUUGGAGCCUGGCCCUGUCCCAGCUGCUGGGCAAGAGAGAUGCCCCCACGCCCUCACCCUCCUGCAAAACUGGACCUGCUUGGCUAAGAGGGUGAUCCUAUCUGCCCUACCUGUGCCUGCCCCUUUCCAUGCAGGGGAAAACUUGGGCCCUUCUUGGCCGAGCACCCCCGCAGGGGUGCAGGACCACGUUCUCACGCGGUCCCACGUCCCCUUGGCGCGGUUCCCUGUGUGUGUCCCCCGGUCGCGUUGGGCGCAGCGUCUGUCUCGCACACUUGUUUUGUACUGAUUAUUUUGAGUAUAAAAUAAAGCAGCUCUGCUCCA
This is a messenger RNA of Phalacrocorax carbo (great cormorant), 4274 nucleotides long. Lineage: Eukaryota; Metazoa; Chordata; Aves; Suliformes; Phalacrocoracidae. The record is from RefSeq and is a predicted model, not a curated record.